GAAAACUCAACGUGGGUGCAGACACCAUCCAGCAUGGGGUGGAGGGACUGAUGUACCUGCUCACCGAAAGCUCCAAGCUUAUGAUUUCUGAGGUAGACUUUCAAGAUUCCAUUCACGUUCUGGGAUUCUCAGAUGAACUGAACAAACUAUUACUCCAGCUGUACCUUGAUAACAGGAAAGAGAUCAGAAGCAUUCUUAGUGAGCUGGCACCAAAGCUUCCCAGCUAUCACAGUCUUGAAUGGAGACUGGAUGUGCAGCUUGCGAGCCGAAGUUUGAGACAACAGAUCAAGCCUGCUGUGACUCUGAAGCUACAUCUGAAUCAGAACGACGAUCAAACUGCGCGAGUGUUGCAAACCGACCCUUCUACCCUCCUCCACCUAAUUCAGCAACUGGAACAAGCUUUGGGGGAAAUGAAGACAAACCACUGCAGGAGAAUAGUGCGCAACAUGAAAUAG
Molecule: messenger RNA, 455 nt
Organism: Tauraco erythrolophus (red-crested turaco)
Lineage: Eukaryota; Metazoa; Chordata; Aves; Musophagiformes; Musophagidae
Source: RefSeq, a predicted model, not a curated record